AUGGGAUUAACAAAAUCUGGUCAAAAUCGUAAACAUUUAGAAAUUAAUGCUCGUUCUUCAUCAGCAAAUAAUAAUGAUCAUCAUUUAUGUUUUUUUGUUGUACGAGGUGGUCUUGAAAAAUGUCCAUAUCAAUCAAAUUGUAAACAUUCUCAUGAUUUAACUUCAUAUCUAUCUCAACGACCUGUUGAUCUUGAUUCACAUUGUUAUAUGUUUGAUGUUUAUGGUCAAUGUUUCUAUGGUAUAUUAUGUCGUUUUGGUCAAUCUCAUAUUGAUCCAAUAACUGGUCAUAAUAAAAUUAUUUUACCUCCACAUAAAAAUUAUAUUGAAUCAUUAAAUAAAUAUCCACCUUUACUUAAACAUUUAUUACGAAGAAAAAAAUAUGAUUAUAAAUUAUCUGAUCAUUUAAUUAAACUAGCAAAUAAACAAAUAACAAAAGCUAAUAUUGCAAAACGAAAUAAUCCAAUAAAUAUCGAUGAAGAUAAAAUCAAUGAAAAACAUCAUGAUAAUAAUGAUGUUGGUGAAAAAGAUGAUCGAUCACUUGUAGAUAUUUAUUAUUCAGCUCUUCAAACAAAUAAUAAUCAUAAUCAAAAUCAGCCAAGUGAAAAUGAACGUGUUCAAGCUGAAGUUGAUGCAACUGAUGUUGAUCAACAACAACAACAAUCAUCUCGUUCAGUACCAUUUCGAACUCUUGGUGUAAUAACAGAUGCUGAUAUGAUUCGUUUAAAACCUCGUGAAAAAAUUCGAAUUGAUUUUAAUCGUCGUCUUUAUCUUGCACCAUUAACUACAGUCGGUAAUUUACCAUUUCGUCGUAUUUGUAAAGAAUAUGGUUGUGAAAUAACUUGUGGUGAAAUGGCAAUGACAACAUCAUUACUUCAAGGACAAAUGUCGGAAUUUGCAUUAUUACGUCGUCAUCCAAGUGAAAGUAUAUUUGGUAUACAACUUUGUGGUUCAUUUGUCGAUACAAUGACACGAACAGUUCAAAUGCUUGAAGAAAAUUUUGAUUUUGAUUUUAUUGAUUUAAAUUGUGCUUGUCCAAUUGAUCUUGUUUAUAAAAAAGGUGCUGGUUGUGCAUUAACACGACGAACAAUUGAUUUUGAACGUAUAUGUCGAUCAGUAUCAUGUCUUUCAACACAUCCAAUAACAAUUAAAUUACGUACAGGAAUAAUAACUGGGGAAAAUAAUGCUCAUGAUAUUAUUUCAUUAGCUAAAUCAUGGAAAACAGAACAGGAUGAAAAUCAUAUUGUUGAUUUAUUUAGUUUACAUGGUCGAUCAAAAGAAAUGCGUUAUUCAAAAAAUGCUGAUUGGAAUUAUAUUGAUGAAUGUGCAAAAUUAUCAAAUCCUAUUCCAUUAUAUGGUGUUGGGGAUAUUUAUUCAUUUGAAGAUUAUUAUCAACGAUUAAAUGAAACAAAUGUUAGUGGUUGUAUGAUAGCACGUGGUGCUUUAAUUAAACCAUGGUUAUUUACGGAAAUAAAAGAACAACGUACAUGGGAUAUAUCAGCUAAUGAACGUUUUGAUAUGUUAAAACGUUAUACAAAUUAUGGUUUAGAACAUUGGGGUUCUGAUCAAGCUGGUGUUGAAAAAACUCGACGAUUUUUACUUGAAUGGAUUUCAUUUCUUUAUCGUUAUAUACCUGUUGGUUUACUUGAACGUUUUCCAGAUAGAUUAAACGAACGACCACCAUAUUUUUUUGGACGAAAUGAUCUUGAAACAUUAAUGUCAUCGAAACUUUGUUCUGAUUGGGUCAAAUUAACUGAACUUCUCUUAGGAAAAGUUUCUCCUGAUUUUCAAUUUCUACCAAAACAUAAAGCAAAUGCAUAUGGAUAA
Molecule: messenger RNA, 1824 nt
Organism: Rotaria sp. Silwood2
Lineage: Eukaryota; Metazoa; Rotifera; Eurotatoria; Philodinida; Philodinidae
Source: the annotation of a GenBank genome assembly